Molecule: messenger RNA, 690 nt
Organism: Diabrotica balteata
Lineage: Eukaryota; Metazoa; Arthropoda; Insecta; Coleoptera; Chrysomelidae
Source: the annotation of a GenBank genome assembly
AUGUCUUUCCUUGAUGUAGAUCCCUGGCUGUACGAAUAUGAGUGUUGUGAAAAAUUAUAUCGUGAUAUAAUGGAACAACUUACUCAAAGACAAAAACAUCCAAGAACCAGUAAUAAGUAUUCAGAAGUAUCAGCUGUUGUGCGAUUGCGUUUAAAACAAUAUAAUGAAGAAGUCAGUCAGUUACAUCAAAAAUUGGAAAGUAAAUCUGGUACAGGAAGCAUAACACCUGCAGAAUUUGAAAGAAGAACUAGACAAAUCGAAACCUUACAUUCAAAGGGUAUUCAAAUGAAAAAAAUUUUUGACGAACAAGUAGUUACUAAAUCACAGGAAGACAGAAAAGAUUUAAUUGGGUUUGGUACAGCCAACCUAGAUGUUGGUCCAAGUACAAGUUACUCAGUAAAUGAUCUUAAAGAAGCUCAAAAACGAAUGAUAGGAGAACAAAAUGAGGGACUCGAAAAUUUGUCAAAAAUUAUUUCUAGACAAAAAGACAUAGCUACCACUAUAACCAAUGAAGUUGAUUACCAUAAUGAUCUACUGGAUGAUUUGGGAAAUCAAAUGGAUCAUACCGACACUAUACUAGGUACUGCUACAAGACAUAUCGAAGUUGUUGACAGAAAAGACAAAACUUGUGUAUAUUGGGUGAUAAUAAUUUUAUUAUUUAUAAGCAUUGUAACAGUUGCUGCGAUUUAG